Molecule: messenger RNA, 444 nt
Organism: Drosophila hydei
Lineage: Eukaryota; Metazoa; Arthropoda; Insecta; Diptera; Drosophilidae
Product: larval/pupal cuticle protein H1C
Exons: 1
Coding region: 1-444 (147 amino acids)
Source: RefSeq, a predicted model, not a curated record
AUGUCUCGCGCAUUCCUCUCACUAAUCUCAACUCUUUUGCUGCUGUCGCCCACCUGGGCUGGCAUUAGCUACCUGGCCGAUGAGCAUGCCGUGGCGCAUACCCAGCAGAAUGUGGUCAGAAGCUACGACGGCACCGUCUCUCACUAUGCCAAGUCCGUGGCGACGCCCUACUCCCAGGUGCACAAGCUGGACACACGCAUCAGCAACAAUGUCUAUCAGCCAGCCAUAGCCAAGACUAUCAGCUAUGCUGCUGCUCCAGCACCAGCACCACAACAGCCUGCGUUCUAUAGCCAGGCUCCAGUCUACCAUCAGCAGCAGCAGCAACACAUCCCAGCUGUCCAGACCACCUACGCCAGCCACCAACCCUCUGUGGUGCACUAUUCACCCGCCGAGGCAGUCUCCCACAUGAGCUUCGAUGGAUUCGGCACUCACUGGGGAUUCUAA